Messenger RNA from Pleurotus ostreatus (oyster mushroom), 1527 nucleotides. RefSeq lists its product as uncharacterized. Gene Ontology annotation, molecular function: oxidoreductase activity, acting on paired donors, with incorporation or reduction of molecular oxygen; heme binding; monooxygenase activity. The record is from RefSeq and is a predicted model, not a curated record. The transcript has 9 exons. Bases 1 to 1527 code for a protein of 508 amino acids. NCBI's taxonomy places the organism in Eukaryota, Fungi, Basidiomycota, Agaricomycetes, Agaricales, Pleurotaceae.
AUGUCGACUAUUGAUCUUCUUCCAAAUGUCACUUCGUUUUCGAUAGGUGUCAUCUUGAUGGCACUGUCUUCAGUGUUCGCUGUCAUCCAUCGAGCACUGGAACGCUAUCGAGAUCCCUUGCGCGAAGUCCCUGGCCCAUUCUUAGCGCGUUGGACGUCUCUCUGGCUUGCAUACCAAGUACGCAUGGGCCGCCGGUACCUUGUCGUUGAUGCGCUACACAAAAAAUAUGGGCCCAUCGUUCGGAUCGCUCCCAACCAUGUCUCAGUCGCUCACAAGGAUGCCAUCAACGUCGUUUACGGACAGGGCUCUCGGGCCUUAGACAAGUCGCCGUACUAUCAUGCCUUCGUUUCGGACAAAGCUUCCAUAUUUUCUACCGUCGAUCGUCAGGAGCACGCCCAAAAGCGACGCCUCGUCUCUCAGGGAUUUUCAUACAAGUCGCUGAUGAGCGUGACACCGCUCUUGCAUGCGAAUCUUUAUCACUUCGUAGAGAAGAUAGAUGAGAUCAGCCAGCGCCCGGGCUCCAUCGACGUACUUCAAUGGUUCAACUUCCUGGCAUUCGACAUUCUCUCCGAUCUAGCAUUCGGGGAACCGAUUGGAAUGGUCACAAACGAAUCUGACGUAGUAACUGUGAUGUGCGCAGACGGCAAAGUCAAAGAAGAGAACGCAAUCUCGCUUGUAGACGAGAGAGAGCACUUGGCUGCAGUUGUUGGGAUACAUCCAUGGUUUAAAACUCUGUCCAAGUUCAUCCCCGACCCAUUUUUCAUUCGCGGCCAUAAAUCGUCGACCGGCCUUGUAGACCUCGCGCGUCGCCGUGUCACCAAGCGCCUAGAAUCCGGAUCCUACCGAGAAGAUAUCCUCAAUAAAUUGAUAGAAACUCGUGUUGAAGAGAGCGGCGCUUUAACUCCAGAGCAGGUUACCGAGCUGAUAGCAGAGACAGUUACACUUUUGAUCGCAGGCUCUGACACGACCUCAAACUCGAUUACCGCAAUCAUUCACCUUGUGCUCACACAUCCUCGUGUACACGAGAAGCUGCUCCAACACCUCCGGGAUGCUGUUCCAGAUAGUCAAGUCCCAAAGCACGAGGAUGUGAAAGACAUUCCAUACCUUACGGCGGUCAUCGAAGAAGGCCUGCGCUAUUAUGCGACAACCGCCAUUGGUUUACAUAGAUCUGUUCCUCGCGAUGGGGUGCUAUGUUUAGGGAAAUUCUUUCCAGAAGGGACGGAAAUGUCUGUUCCGGCUUAUACCAUUCAGCACGACCGCACGAUCUGGGGCGACCCAGAAAACUUCCGACCUGAACGCUGGCUCGAGGAAAAGGACUUGGGACGUUAUUUACUUACUUUUGGGAAAGGACCGAGACAAUGCCUGGGACGGAAUUUGGCUUACAUCGAGAUGCAACUGGUGAUAGCUACGAUGCUCCUGCGCUACGACCUCAAACUCGAAUCUGACAACCUCGAGACGACCGAAGGAUUCAUGCACAAGCCUCUCAGGAUGAUAGUAGAGGUCAAGCGGAAAGAGUUAGCCUGCUGA